Messenger RNA from Petromyzon marinus (sea lamprey), 1395 nucleotides. It is a transcript of the gene IDNK, whose product is annotated as IDNK gluconokinase. Lineage: Eukaryota; Metazoa; Chordata; Hyperoartia; Petromyzontiformes; Petromyzontidae. The record is from RefSeq and is a predicted model, not a curated record. Gene Ontology annotation, cellular component: cytoplasm. Gene Ontology annotation, molecular function: gluconokinase activity.
GGGCGGCCCCCUAAUGCUGAGGUCGCACGAAGCGCGCUGCUCCGACGUUUGCGGAAGCACCGCGGUUUGUUUGUGCGAGCGAGCGAGCGACGCACAGCUGCUCCGACGCUCUGGGCGCCUUGCUGCUUGACGUUGCUGCGAAUUAAGUUAUCGUAUAGGCUGGAGUGCAACGAUGAUUGUGGUCCUCAUGGGGGUGUGUGGAUGCGGGAAGUCGACAAUUGGAAACACGCUUUCUGAAAAGAUGAAUUGGAAGUUUCUGGAUGCUGAUGAUUUUCAUCCACAGUGCAACAAAGAUAAAAUGCAAAAAGGCAUAUCUCUCACAGAUGAGGACAGGUUCCCUUGGCUGAUGUCAUUGCACAGUUUUCUAAGGGAAACUGCUGGAGGUGGUGAUAAUGUAAUCCUGGCGUGCUCUGCACUGAAGAAAGCCUACAGAGGAAUACUCGCGAAUGGCACAACCGACAAACGUGAGACCAAGGCGGAGACGGAGCUUGAGGUCUUAUUUGUGCACCUGCAUGGUUCAGCAGAGACGAUCGGAAGGAGACUACAACAAAGACAAGGACACUUCAUGUCCCCAGAACUUCUGCAGUCUCAGCUGGCCAUAUUGGAACCUCCUGGAGCAGGGGAAUAUUUUAUUAGCAUUGAUGUCGACAGAGACUUGAAUGCAAUAGCCACAGAUAUAAUUAAGCAUUUGGUGAAUAUUACACAGCCUCAGGAUUGAUAUCAGAGUGAAGUUAUGCAUUUGUGAAAGACAGUUCUAAUCUAAAAACGCUUGUCGACUUAGCACAAAACGAGGAAAGCAUUGCAAUCCAGAAGAACCUCUUAGCUGCUACCCUAUAACCCGUGAUUUCUAUUGUCUGUGAGUGCCAUUGGGUCCGCAAACCUCAAUAUUCACAGCCAUGUUCUUCCAAUUACCCACGAUUAUAUGCACUGGAUGAUAGGACCUGCGAGAUUGGUCCCCCACAUUGUAAUGGAUAAAAGGCGGUAUCCUAUAUAUGUCAUGGUGAAAAUGUGAAAUUGCCCAAAAAUGUUUAGCAUGACAGGCAUUAAGCAAAUUCAGUAAUGUAAUUUUGAGUAUGAAUGUAAAACGCAGCAAGUACGUGUAAGAUAUUUUAAUUAUGAAGGAUGCAGUGUUUAACAAAAUUAUCUGUCAUGAAAAGUAAACAUUGUUAAAUCUAAAAGUGUAAGCAGCCUGGAAUGCUUAUGAAGCAUGACACAAAGCAAUGCAUAACAAUUACGGGCCAUGAAUUAUGUCUUUUUUUGUCAUAAUACCCGUUUUAUUACGGCACAUAUACAGUAUAUUAAAUACUGUACACUUAAAAUGGGUAGAAUUCAUGCUAAUGUUAUGUUGCGAUUGGCUACUUUAACGGAGUGUAUAAAAAUACAGCUUUAAUCAAA